Molecule: messenger RNA, 1027 nt
Organism: Salvia miltiorrhiza (redroot sage)
Lineage: Eukaryota; Viridiplantae; Streptophyta; Magnoliopsida; Lamiales; Lamiaceae
Product: uclacyanin-3-like
Exons: 2
Coding region: 272-928 (218 amino acids)
Cellular component (GO): plasma membrane
Molecular function (GO): electron transfer activity
Source: RefSeq, a predicted model, not a curated record
AAACAGCUAUACCACACCUAAUAAUCAAUCUUCAAUAACGAUUACCAAAUCAAAGUCAAACUCUUCAUAUUUCAUUAAUUAAUAAUACACACACAAUCAUAAAUUUGCCAGAAUUUUUUUUUUUUGCAAACUCAACAAACCAAAUUGAAUAAAUAUCCAUCUCUACCAAAUUAACCCACAGUUCUAAGAGAGGAGAGGUUAUCUUAUACUUGCAGACAUAUAAACACCUUAACUGUCUGAAAAAAAACCAAAUCACAGAUCAUCAUCAUUAAUGUCGUCGAAAUUAAUGAAGACAUUUUUGAGGUUGGGUGUGAUGGCGGCGGUGUUGAUGGAAAUGGCGGCGGCUGCAAAUUACACAGUUGGAAGCCCAGAUGGUGGAUGGGAUCAAUCCACAGAUCUUCAAACAUGGGCUUCUGCGAUUAAGUUUGAGGAAGGAGAUAAUUUGAUUUUCGGGUACACCACAAACCAUGACGUCACUGAAGUUUCGAAGCCGGAUUUCGAUUCCUGCACCGCCAGCAGCCCUCUGCAGCCGCCUCACACCGGCGGCGCCGCCGUCAUACCCCUCACUUCCGCCGGCAGCAGAUACUUCAUCUGCGGAACCGGCGGGCACUGCAUCAGCGGCAUGAAGCUCGCGAUCACCACCCUCGCCGCCGCCUCCUCGCCACCGCCUCCCGCCUCCGCCGCCGCGCCGCCGCCAUCCACCACCCCAGCCGUUCCCUCACCGCCGCCAUCCAAAACUACGGCUCCCUCGCCGCCGCCGAAGCCCUCCAAGGUGACGCCCCCUCCUCCGGCGGUGCCGGCGCCGGCUCCUCCUCCGAGUGGCUCCGCGUUGCCGCCGCCGCCUCCUCCUCCGUCGGCGGCCGCGAAGUUUGAUGUGAUGGGUAGUCUUACCGGUCUAAUUAUGAUGGUUUGGUUGAUUAUUGUUUGAAAUUGAAUUUGAUGAAGUUUAAUGUUUCGGAUUUUAUCUCAUGUAAUGAUUUUUGAUUUCAUAUAUCGAUUUAAUCAAUACAUAUUUCAUGUUUAAAUA